AUGUCCGAAGCCCUAUUCGAGAUCUACGGGAAUGGAUCUACCCGAUUUCUAUAUCCCAGAUAUCCGCAUCAGAUCUACAUCGAUGUACGGAGUAGAUUCAUCCUAGGUUCUACUCCUCCGGGGCUGACUUCACUUAUUCUUCACUUUUUAUCUUUCAUAUCCACUGAUAUUCAAGUUGAUCUAAGAUCAGGAAAGGAGAAAAGCAAACAGGAGAUCGAUCCUUCUGUGUUGUUUGGGCUCCUAUUUGUGCUCAAAUCAUAAUUCGCACAAUCAUGGCUCAUAUGACGGUCAUCGUACGCAUGCAGCAACGCCAUGAAGGCCGGACUUACGUUCGAUGCAGGCACAUAUAUAGCCUUGAUUUGUCAAAACGGCUCAGGGACUUCUCAGCGUUUUGGGAGUUCGCGAGUUCAGAAUAGAUCUUGUGACAUACGCUACCGUGUAUAAAGAUUUGGCACAGGGGCCCAGACUUGUGGCGGAAAGGUAAUCAGCUAAAAUGAACUUGUUGUGAGAUUUUCUAUGGUCCACCGCCCGAAAGCGUCCUAAUCUUACCUGUGCAAUGAAAGACUGGCUUUAGAGUUUGUUCAAUUGAUUGCCACAUAAUGUCGACUUCCGUGUGGCAUUGCCUAGCAAGAGGCUAUAGUCAAGCACAAAGCAGCAACCAGGAACUGCCCAAUAAUUAAACUUAGGAAUCCCCCGGCCAAAGCAGAAUCUGAGUAUACGCAAAAAGGUGUACGUUGAAGAAUCUAGCUUAAAAGCGGACAACUCGACUUUGGGCGGUGAAACUCUGGGCAUAUUGAAGCUCUACAACCACUCAGUGAUGAAGCAAUCCCCUCUAUGCUUUUAGUUGGGGCACACCUUGGAGACGCGAAGAGUCACCUGGGCUAGGAAGCAUUGCCCUUUGGGAAAAAUUUACAGAGUAGCUUUGCUGACGGGGUUCAAGAGGUACCUAAAAAAAGAAACCCGUGGCGCAUUAGAGUUUUCCUCCAAAUUGCGAUUUCAUCCCUCUCACCUCGAAAAUUUAACUUGCCCAUCUACACGCCCCUUGGCGCGAGUCCUUAGAGGAUCUCCUUGCUGGGCGGCGGUAUCAACCUCCCCUGGAGAACAUUACGCUCCCUACCAGGCAAAUCCCUCGGAGAAAUGGAACGUGAUGUCCAGGAAUCAGCUAAGACUAGCUAGACAUAGCGGCUGCAGCCAGCAGCAGAGGAUAAGGAUGUUGUCGUUCCUAGGUACGAUGAAGUGAGCGUCGGCGUUGACCAGCGACACGCUCCACACACA
Coccidioides immitis RS is the source of this 1275-nucleotide messenger RNA. RefSeq lists its product as uncharacterized. The transcript is spliced from 4 exons. Bases 1 to 261 code for a protein of 86 amino acids. The record is from RefSeq and is a predicted model, not a curated record. NCBI's taxonomy places the organism in Eukaryota, Fungi, Ascomycota, Eurotiomycetes, Onygenales, Onygenaceae.